Messenger RNA from Labeo rohita (rohu), 4095 nucleotides. RefSeq names its product mastermind-like protein 2. Gene Ontology annotation, biological process: positive regulation of transcription of Notch receptor target. NCBI's taxonomy places the organism in Eukaryota, Metazoa, Chordata, Actinopteri, Cypriniformes, Cyprinidae. The record is from RefSeq and is a predicted model, not a curated record. Bases 1403 to 2161 code for a protein of 252 amino acids. Gene Ontology annotation, molecular function: transcription coactivator activity. Gene Ontology annotation, cellular component: nucleoplasm. The transcript is spliced from 3 exons.
UAUACUAAUAUUAUAGUAACUGGUUUCAAUUCACCAAAAAUCACACUAUGAAAAGUAAUAAAUAGCAUUGACUGCAAAAAGCAAACCAAUCAAAAUAGUAUAAUAACAAAAUUAUGACUUCAUAAAUAUGAAACUAAAAGCACAUACAAACAGUAUUACUUUGAUGUAACAUGAAUCAUUAGUACAUGACUACCUUGAAACCGAUAACUGUCUCAUUUCAUAAUUGAUGAUAAUUGCGCUCUGCUGUCAUCCAAGUUAAGUUCUUUGUAGCUAAAAUAGCAGCGUUCAACCAUGUAAUCAGUGCUUUGAAAGAGCAACUUACAUGAAAAAUCACAGCCUGAAUAAGAGUGCAUUUCAGGAAAGCGCAAAAAGGGGAUAAAUAGACCUAUGAGAUGAUCUGUUAUUGCGUGCCUCUGCCCUGUGGCUGAAUAAAUCUGUCUUUUGCUGGCAGCAAUUGGGUUGCGCCCCAUAGGAUCAGUCUCAUAAGAGUGCAGCAGGGCUUGAGCGCGGCUAUCAGUCAUACAGUAAACCCACACUACUGUAUGCAAAAAAAACUCUCACUAAAAGCAAUUCCUGAGAGCCUCAUUGAACAGGGUUUCUAAUGAAUUCAUGUAAAAUGAAGGUGAAUUAAAGCAAAGCUGCAAGUGUGUUGAAACAUUACUCUUUAAGACUGCUUUCUAAAUAAUAUUAGAGCAAGCAUUUAUUUACAGUGCAUGUGUCAUUGCAGGCAUAUUAAAGCGACAGGAUGUUUUGAGAAUUUCAGACUAAUUUGUUCUCCCUUAGGUACCAUUAUGUCCCCAUUAUGGAUAUAGCCAUGGAUGUGUUUUCUCUAAGUGAUAGAACAGUGUGGGAAAGGCUAUGGAAAAUCCCUAUCACCACACACAGGAAGUCACAUGUGAACAGGGACUGUGUAACAUCAGAUUCACUGUAAACAAAGAUGGCCAUCUAGUGGACUAAUCGUUCAAUCACAGCAGGAUGUAAUGUAGUGACUAGUCCGCUAUUUAUUGAUGCGCCAUGUAAAUGUGAGUUAUAAUAAUAACAUGCUUUCCAUUUGUAGGGAAUUUCACCAGGACCUCGUUUACCAGCGAAUGGGCGUCCUGUAGAUAUACCGGGCCAGGGUCAACAGCAAAGGCCUCCAGUUCUCAGUUCUCAGCAGAAGAAUCCAGGUCAGGACCAGAACCUUCAAAGACCACUGGGUCAACCGCAGCUCAGCAUCUCUGAUACAGAGAAACUGAGCACACAGGAUCAGUUCAGUCGUCAUCUAACACGACCUCCACCAGACUACAAACACCCGCGCAGUGGAGUUGGACCACAACAGCCAAGCUUAUACUCAGGCAAUGGGUCAGACCAAAGUGACAUCCAAUCCUUGUCAUGCCACCUGCCCAAUGGACAGGGUACCAAGAUGGUGCCAACCUCAGGUGAGAGAAGGUUUCCACUUGGACAAGACCCUAAUUCAGGACCCACAGGUUCUCAAGCUUGCGCAAACCAGCUCCGACAGCAACCCAGCAGCCUGAUCCGAAUGGGGCUUCAGCAAAACAAGCCUCAGUUCCAUGGGACAAACAACCAGAGUGCCACAUUUCAAUCGAGCACUCAGCAUGUGAGGACAAGCAUCAGUCAAGAUUCCCUGCUGGGACAAAGAUUGGGCGACAUGAGCACCAAUACCAGCCGGAUGGACACUGCUUUGAACUGGGUAAACAGUGCCAAACAGAGUGGAGCUCCAACAGGACUAGAUGUCAAAAGGCUCCCAAAUACAGCGAUGCCUCAAAGUGACAUUCAUUUUCCUCCGAGGUCUAUUUGCCCACCUAACCAGGUGGCGCCUCAUUCUAGUCUGCUACCCAUAAACCCUGCAAUCAGAGGCUCUGCUCCCAGAGCCAAUCAGCCUAGGAUACCCCCUCUACCUGGGGUGACUUGCCUGACCCAGUCGCCGCCCGAACAGCAGGGUUGUCCGACCACAUUUGGAGAGCUGAGCCAAAGCUCAGCAACUUAUCAGAACAACCGGCCAGGUCGAUUGACCUUUGACUUCUUACCAGAGGACGAUAACACGGUACCAGGGAUAAAUGCAGACUCGGAUUUCAUCGACUCCCUGCUUAAGUCAGGUUCAGGCAAUGAUGACUGGAUGAAGGACAUCAACCUGGAGGAAAUUCUAGGUGGACAUUCGUAAAAUGUAUUCAAAGCAUGAGAAUUUUGUUUGAACUGACUGUAUUAGGAGCCUGACGUGAAAGUCCUGUUACAAAAAAAAAAAUAUAUAUAUAUAUAUAUUACCUUUCUAUUUGUGUGGAAAACAAAUGUAUUAUAUGUUCUACUAUAUUGUUGGGUUGUUUCUUCAUAUAAUUUACUAACAUAUUGUAAAGUUUCAUGUUCAUGUCUUGAGUGAACAUCAACUUCAGUGUUUUAAAAAUACCACACAAUACCCCCAAAUCCAUACCAGUUGUCGUUAAAAUGCUGUGAGAUUUCUGUUAGAACUUUCUAAUCCAUUAGCACAGAGAUUAAUGUAAAAGAAACUGUGAUUCGACUGCCAUGAUAGAGCCACUGAGCAUGACAUCUGCACUUAAGAAGCAAUUUAUGAUAAAUACUUUGUUUGCUCUGGCUCUUAUAGUUUAAAGUUAUACAUCUUAAAUAUUAUAAUAUUGAUAUAAUAUUGCAUAACAUAAAAGUACAGAUCUGUUUUGACUGUCCAUUCUCAAAUUGCAUAUCAACGGGUGUUGAAAAAGAGCCAUUUUUGUAUCAUUUUAUUACACAUCCAAAAGAGAACAUCUGUAAAGGGAAUACACAUAUGCUCAGAAUGUUAGAUGCUAUUGUUAACUGAUAAGGCAGACCUUCUUUAGAAAGAUGUUAAGUUUAUAAGUUCUUAUUGGUAAUAUUGUAUUUAUACACCUGUAUCUCAGUAUAUAAAAUGAUAUUUUUUCUAUUUCUUUUCUAUAAUGCGCUAUAAUUCUGUCAUAAAAGUGUAUAUCCUAUUAUGUCAAUUUAGCCUUUGAUAAUAAACUACAUCAAAGAAGAACCUUUACAGCACAUUUUGACAAUUUGUUAUUAUAUUCCAGGUCAAAUGGUAGUGAAGUGCCACUAGGCUGUCUUAGGUCCUCGUCCUUUAUUGUUUUUACCAUAUUCAGAAAAUCUGGUCACAUCAGUGAUCUCUCAUUUCUACACUGAACACCUGUUAGAUUCCUAAACAACUACAAUGUAAUGCUACUUGUAAAGCUCUUAAUAUUGGAGAUCCUUAGUACCUACUCACUGAAUUUACAAGAUGAUUGGUAAUUGUUAACUAUAAAAAUAUAACCAUAUAUUUACCAUUAUUUGUUUCCCCAUUCUCACAAACAAACCGUCACAUACAUAUGUCCACUCUAUAAACAAUCGAAAAUACUUAAUCUUGAUUCAUUUAAUUUCUACAUAUAUUAAUAUUUGUAACACUUCACAGUAGUUAGUUAAGUCAAUUAUGAAUAAUAAAUAUAAAUAAAUAAGUAUGAAUAAUACCAUAUUUAUCGAUGAACAUGAACCUAGACUAAUGAAUGCCGUAAAAAAUUUUAACUUAUGGAACCUUAUUGUAAAGUUUUGCCUUUCUUUGGGGUCGUAGAUUAUGAUUUCACUUUUUAAAUUUUAGUGUGUAAUGUGGCUGUUUGAGCAUAAACAUCAUCUGCAAAGUCACAACGCUCAAAGGGAGAAACUGUCUUUUAUAGAUUGCGCCGCAGGGACUACAACAAGCUACUUCCUGGGUUAGUGACAUCACAAACCCUGAAAUUUACAUAAACCCUGCCCCCACGUACAUGCAACUACCCAUAAUGGUAAGAGGCGUGACUUUUCUGGACAACAUGCACUAGCCGCACUAGAAUCACAACCAGCUAACCAAUCUGAUCCCAUUGAGAAUUUCUGAGGGAUGAACCAGGAAGUCACCAUACCAUUUUUUUUAGGAGAACAGAAAAGAUGGUGUAGAAUGAAGUUGUUUUUUUAGACAAAGCAUGAUUAAGUUAAAGUGAACCCCAUAAACACAAUCACACAAGGAUUUGAAUAAAGAUCCUGGCUUAAAUUGAUUAAACCCUGCAACUUGAGACAUCAGGCUUUUCCAUCAUGACUUGAGACUUGAGUGAUUAAGUCUUGAGA